AUGGCCACGUUACUCGACAUUGAAGGAACCGUGUGUUCGAUUUCGUUUGUGCACGACAUUUUGUUUCCCUAUGCACUCGAAAAGCUGCCUCAAUUGCUCAAAAACGAACAGUUCCCCAUCAAACCAGGCGGGAACCAGACCUCAGACCUGACUCCAUACCUGGAGAGCUUCCCGGAGGAGUACAAACAGAGCGCCCAGGCCCUGGAGGACCACGUGAUUGAUCUGACGGAGAAGAACGUUAAGGCUCCCUACCUCAAGGCUCUUCAGGGCUACAUUUGGAAGAGUGGUUACCAGAGUGGGGAAAUAAAGGCUCCUCUGUAUCCCGAUGCUGUGGACUACAUGAAGCGGGUUGUGGACGGCGGCAACAAGGUGUUCAUCUACUCGUCAGGAUCUGUGCCUGCUCAGAAGUUGCUGUUUGGGUACUCGUCAGCCGGCGAUCUGACUCCGCUGAUUUCGGAUUACUUUGAUACCGUCAACGCCGGACCCAAAAUGGAGGCUGCGAGCUACACAACUAUCCUCAAGGCCAUUGGUUUCGAGGCUGACAGGGUACUCUUCUUGUCCGACAAUGUGCGUGAAAUUGAAGCUGCUAAGAAGGCCGGUCUGAGAGCCUAUGUCGCCGAGCGGCCCGGAAACGCCAAGCUGACGCCCCAGGAGAAGGAGGACAAUGUCAUCAAGACCAGUUUUGAGGGAAUUGAGAUCUAG
Molecule: messenger RNA, 702 nt
Organism: Yarrowia lipolytica CLIB122
Lineage: Eukaryota; Fungi; Ascomycota; Dipodascomycetes; Dipodascales
Molecular function (GO): magnesium ion binding; acireductone synthase activity
Source: RefSeq, a predicted model, not a curated record